This is a messenger RNA of Leishmania braziliensis MHOM/BR/75/M2904, 808 nucleotides long. RefSeq names its product phosphoglycan beta 1,3 galactosyltransferase-like protein. The record is from RefSeq and is a predicted model, not a curated record. Lineage: Eukaryota; Euglenozoa; Kinetoplastea; Trypanosomatida; Trypanosomatidae. The annotation marks the transcript as partial. The transcript has a single exon.
GCCGCCACCGCCGCGACAGACGGACACUGCGGUAAUGGGAAGCACCGCAAUCACGCAGGCUACCGUGUGGGAGGGCGAGAUGCCCCUCUACCGGCUGCCGUCGGUCCCUGAAACGAAGUGCUUCUACUGGGGUAGCAGCCGCAGGAUGCUUGACGUUCGCUUCAACGCAGGCAUGCUGUUCUUGCUACACCGUCGCCUCGUACAGAUCAUACUGGAACGGCCGCAGAGGAGCGCUGACGUUGAUCUGGCCUUACUGGCUGUUCAGGAAUUUUCCGAAGUACUAAAGCCGCUUUACCGCCAAAGCGGCCUUCAGCAUGAAGACGUGAUGAUCGGUUUGACUCUCCGGAGGCGGUAUAAACGUGCGAGGAGGCUGUGCGCUGAUCGGACGAUUUGGUACGUGAAAGAGAGCUACGCUCGUUUCCAUGACAUGCACCACGGGAGACUGCGUGCUGUGACGUGGUCGACGGUCGUGGCGCACCGCUGCCGACCAGUCGACGCGUACUUUUUGCACUACUACUUCCAACAGGAGCAUAUCGCCUCCACGCUGGAAACUCCUUACGGUGGAGGCGAUCAGAAGGGGAUGGCGAUUGAGGCAGCGGCGGAGUGGAUGCCAAAGCAGAGUAGCGCGUUCGCUGGCACAGUCGCGGGGUUGGACAAGCUGCCGCUAGUGGUGUGGACACAUAAUGUGUCUGCGGGACCGGGGUACGUCAUAGCCCAUGAUGACGGUGUCGCCGUGUACAGCUACAGUUACGAGUACUGGAAGGACAGCGCCACGCUUACCUUCAACGGCUACAGGUCGACGUCGUGA